CACACACAAUUAAACCCAAGAGCUACAACAAACACUAAAACUCAUUUAUCUUUCUCUCUCCCUCUCAUCAUCAUCUUUGGCCAUGGCGAAGGACUUGGAGGUGCAAGAGGGAAGAGCAGCGAGGGAUUACCAGGAUCCACCCCCGGCCCCAUUGUUUGACAUGGAGGAGCUUGGGAAGUGGUCGCUCUAUAGAGCGGUCAUAGCUGAGUUUGUGGCUACACUUCUCUUCCUUUACGUCUCAAUCCUCACCGUAAUCGGGUACAAAGCUCAGACCGACGCAAGCGCCGGAGGAGCUGACUGCGGCGGUGUUGGGAUAUUGGGGAUUGCGUGGGCUUUCGGUGGAAUGAUCUUUGUUCUCGUUUACUGUACCGCCGGUAUCUCCGGUGGUCAUAUAAAUCCGGCUGUGACGUUCGGACUGUUCUUAGCUCGAAAAGUGUCAUUUGUGAGGACAGUGUUAUACAUUGUGGCUCAGUGCCUUGGUGCCAUCUGCGGUUGCGGUCUGGUUAAAGCGUUCCAAAGUUCUUACUACAACAGAUAUGGAGGUGGAGCCAACCAGCUUGCGGAAGGCUACAACAAAGGUACCGGACUAGGUGCCGAGAUCAUCGGAACAUUUGUCCUUGUCUACACCGUCUUCUCUGCCACCGACCCGAAGCGAAGUGCACGUGACUCUCAUAUUCCUGUUUUGGCGCCACUUCCCAUUGGUUUUGCCGUCUUCAUGGUUCAUUUAGCCACCAUCCCCAUCACCGGAACUGGAAUCAACCCGGCCCGUAGCUUCGGAGCCGCAGUUAUCUACAACCAAGAAAAGGCCUGGGACGACCAAUGGAUAUUUUGGGUGGGACCGAUGAUCGGAGCAGCGGCGGCUGCGUUAUACCAUCAGUUUGUUCUACGAGCGGCUGGAAUUAAAUCUCUUGGCUCCUUUAGGAGCUCUGCUUAACUUGAAUUGUUUGAAUUAAGCCACAAGUUAAUCUUUCAUAAAAUGAUGAUGAUUACCUGUAUUAAGCGUAAGCUACCUAAAGUUCAAAAAAAAAGAAGCGUAAGCUACCUGUAUCUUUUAUUUAUUUAUAUGUUCUGUUUUUAUAAUUUCUUGGAAUUUUCCCAUUGGUCGCAAACCUGGUUUUAAUUAAUGUUGCUUUAAGAUAAA
This is a messenger RNA of Brassica napus (rape), 1141 nucleotides long. Its product is annotated as probable aquaporin PIP2-4. Bases 83 to 934 code for a protein of 283 amino acids. Gene Ontology annotation, molecular function: water channel activity. Gene Ontology annotation, cellular component: plasma membrane. Gene Ontology annotation, biological process: transmembrane transport. Lineage: Eukaryota; Viridiplantae; Streptophyta; Magnoliopsida; Brassicales; Brassicaceae. The record is from RefSeq and is a predicted model, not a curated record. The transcript has 4 exons.